Adineta steineri is the source of this 702-nucleotide messenger RNA. The record is from the annotation of a GenBank genome assembly. Lineage: Eukaryota; Metazoa; Rotifera; Eurotatoria; Adinetida; Adinetidae.
AUGUCGAAAGGAAAAGGUCGAAAUAAAAAAGACGCAAAAACAAUUUACGAAGAACUCACAGAAGCGUUGGGAUCUGAUGCUCCAUCAGAUCGAACAGUCAGAAGAUGGCCACAGCGUUUUCGUGAAGGGAAAGAAGAUGUCGACGAUGAUCCACGAUCUGGUCGUCCAAUCUCCGUAUUUACAGAUGAAAAUAUCGAACGUGUUCAACAUGUUAUUGAAGAUGACCCUCAUUGCACUUAUGAUGAUAUCAUAGCUGAGACUUCUCUCACUCGUGGUACUAUAGAACGAAUUAUUCAUGACGGUCUAAAGAUGAGAAAAAUUACAUCGCGCUGGGUUGCUCAUCAACUUAAUGACGAUCAAAAACGAGAAAGACUUAGAAUUUGUCGUCAAAAUUUAGAAAAAUUUCGUAAUGGAACAUGGAAAUUAUGUGAUGUUGUUACUGGUGAUGAGACAUGGAUUUAUCACAGACAAAUAGGUCGGAAGUCCAGUAACGCUACGUGGGUUAGUGAAAACGAACCACCGAGAACCAUUGUUCGUCGAAACAGAUUUGAACCUAGAACAUUAUUUUGUUUAUUUUUUAAAUCAACUGGUCCUGUUCUCAUACAUAGUGUACGUAGAGGUCUGACUAUUGAUCACAACUACUACAUUGAUAAUUGUCUCAAGCCUGUGAUCAAUGAAGUACGGAAUCAAGAAAAAUCAUGA